UCCGGCGGCGGGGACUCCUGGAGGUCGCCGGGGCGCAGGGAGCGGGUGAUGGGGGUCUGCGUGGCGCCGGGUUCGCGCGAGGGAUCAGCGCAGGCGGUGGAGCGGCGGUGGCGGCAGCACCGCGAUGCGCGCACGGGGGGGGGGGGGGGUGAGCCCGAACGGGAGCGACCCCGCCCGCGCGCCGUAGAGGAGCCCGGACAACCGCGGUCGGAGCCCGAGACCCUCGGUGGAGCCAGGAGAGCCGGGAUUGGAGCCAGGAGAGCCGGGAUUGGAGCCAGGAGAGCCGCGGGUGGAGCCAGGAGAGCCGCGGUCGAGGCGCGCACUGCGGCGGGAUGCGCAGGGACCGACGAGGUCGCCGCUCAAUCCCAGCGGCGCGGGGAGGCGGCGGCGGGCAGAGCGAGCGCGGCGCUGCGCCUGGCCAAGCCGCGGCGCUUCCACUGCGGGCUCAUUGGGGCGCGUGGAGGUUUUCAAGUGUGCGCAGAGUUCGGGGAUGCAUGCACGGGGCAAGCUCCUGGGACCGGCUCUGAGCAAGAGAAGCCGUCCGAAAAGGAGGGAAGCAUCGACAAGAUUCCGGCAACGGCAGCAGCAGCUCGCCACGGGCCGCGCCGGGAAGGUGAAGCGGCGGCGGCGCUCACAGUGGCGUGGAAGUAG
Messenger RNA from Lethenteron reissneri (Far Eastern brook lamprey), 651 nucleotides. RefSeq lists its product as uncharacterized. The record is from RefSeq and is a predicted model, not a curated record. Lineage: Eukaryota; Metazoa; Chordata; Hyperoartia; Petromyzontiformes; Petromyzontidae.